Ceratitis capitata (Mediterranean fruit fly) is the source of this 2096-nucleotide messenger RNA. Its product is annotated as peroxisomal carnitine O-octanoyltransferase. The transcript is spliced from 9 exons. NCBI's taxonomy places the organism in Eukaryota, Metazoa, Arthropoda, Insecta, Diptera, Tephritidae. Gene Ontology annotation, cellular component: peroxisome. The record is from RefSeq and is a predicted model, not a curated record. Gene Ontology annotation, molecular function: carnitine O-octanoyltransferase activity. Bases 243 to 2096 code for a protein of 617 amino acids.
AUGUUACUACUGUCAACUUCUUUAUUUUAUAUUCAUUUAAUUAAUUUUUCAAAAUUUGAAUAUGUGCUCUACCAAACCUGAAAGUGUAAAGACAAAUUAAUAAAUUCAAGCUAUGAUAUCGUUUCACUCAGUUGUUUGCAAACAUUCUUGCAGAGCGGUUCUGGAAUCACUUGCUGAACACAAAUAUAUACCAAGUACACCUAGUAUAUCAGACGAUAUACUUUAAAAGAGAUCCUUAAGCCAUGAAUCGAGCUAGCAUUUACUUUUUGAAUGAAGGAGAGCCAAAUACAUAUGAUUUUGAUGAAACCUUGCCGCCACUGCCAUUGCCAGAACUCCAUGAUACGCUAGUACGCUACUAUGAAUCCAUUAAACCUUUUGGCUCGCCAAGUGAGCUAGCGAAUUCCAUGAAUGUUAUAGAAACAUUUGAAUCUGGUGUUGGUGCAGAAUUACAAGAAAAAUUAGUAAAACAUGCUGCGACUAGAAAGAACUGGGUUGACGAAUGGUGGGAUAAAUAUGCCUAUCAUAUGUUACGACUGCCACUUAAUCCAUAUAUAGUAAUGGCUAUGCCAGUAAAAUUAGAAGUUAUAAAUAUACCAGAAACACCUGCCCUUCUGCUCAAGAAUUUAUCGCGAUUGAUGUAUCAUACACUUGAAUUUUGGGAUUUGGCUCGUAAAGCCUUGAUCAAACCCCUUUCAUCCAAUGGAGGCACAGUUAAAUAUUCAUCGGCAUUAUAUAAAAGAUUUUUCUCAACAACUCGAGCACCAGGCACUGAAUAUGAUUAUAUAAAGAACUUCUUCAAAACAGUUAAAGAAGGUCCAACACCCUCUCAUGCUGUUAUUUCUGGAAAAGGACGUAUAUUCGUAUUUGAUUGCCUUCAUACUGAUGGCACGUUAAUUACUCCGCAGGAAAUUCUUAUCGUAUUACAAAGAGUUCGAACAAUUUUAGAUUAUGAGCCAAUUGGGGAUUGUGUACCAAUUCUUACACAUGGUGAUCGGACUACUUGGGCAAAUAAUUAUUUACGACUUCAAGAAAUUUCGGAGAAAAAUAGGGAAACUAUAAGGAUUAUAGAAAGUUCUUCAAUCGUCAUUGCAUUUGAUGAAAAUGAGCCACAAAGUUAUGAAGAAAUUUCGCUUUUUUGUGUUAAUGGCGAUUAUCAUUCAAAGUGGGGAGAUAGGAGCAGCACCAUAAUUGCUUAUAAAAAUGGACGAUUCGCAUGUGUUGGGGAGCAUUCUGCUUAUGAUGGUACAAUCAGCGUGAGCUAUGCACUUUUCGUACAACUAAGUAUGUAUGAAACUCCAGAACCAGAUUGGAGUUCAACCGACACCAGCAAGGUUGUUGCACUCAAGGAAUUAAAGUUUGACCUGGACGUUGAACUUCAGAAAGAGAUAGAGCGUACAAAAGUAGAGUGUGAUCGAAGGAGAAAUGAUGUUAUUGUUACUCAUGACUCUUUCAACGAAUAUGGAAAAGAUGUUAUCAAAACAUGGAAUUUACAUCCAGACUCUUUUGUUCAAGUUAUUAUGCAGUUAGCAUAUGCGGAAUUACAUAAAGAGAUCGCUUCCACAUAUGAAACUGCCUUAAUGCGUCAUUUUUAUAAUGGAAGAACGGAAACUUUACGAUCUUGUUCAAGCGAAGUAUACAAGUUUAUUCAAAUUGCGAGAGAAUCGAAAUCUUCCACUUCAGAAAUAGUUACCUCAUUUCGAAAUGCUGUUAAUCAUCACAAUCACAUGAUGAAUGAAGCUCGAAAGGGGCAUGGUGUGGAUCGACACCUUUUCGGGCUGUGGUGUAUAGCACACGAAAAUCAAAUAGAUGUGGCGGAGUUUUUUGAUGACCCUUUAUAUAUUAAAAGUGGUGGUGGCGGAAACUUUAUUCUAUCCACAAGCACAUUAGGCUACUCCACCAAUGUUGGAUUUGUAGCUCCUAUGACGUUAGAUGGAUAUGGUGUUUUCUACACAAUAACUUCAGACACAAUUUAUAUCCAAAUCACAGCAUUCCGUGAUAGCAUCAAAACCAGUGCACACAAGUUUAACGAAACAUUUCAGCGACAGUUUUUGAAAAUUAAACGUAUUAUGGAGGCUGUAAAUAAUUCUAAGUUAUAA